This is a messenger RNA of Aspergillus fischeri NRRL 181, 864 nucleotides long. RefSeq names its product putative short chain dehydrogenase. The coding region runs from base 1 to 864 and encodes 287 amino acids. The transcript is spliced from 3 exons. The record is from RefSeq and is a predicted model, not a curated record. Gene Ontology annotation, molecular function: oxidoreductase activity, acting on NAD(P)H, oxygen as acceptor. NCBI's taxonomy places the organism in Eukaryota, Fungi, Ascomycota, Eurotiomycetes, Eurotiales, Aspergillaceae. Gene Ontology annotation, cellular component: intracellular anatomical structure.
AUGUCUGUCUCAAUCACUGUCGAUACUCCUGUCGUCCCUGCCACCAAACGGGCAGACGUCUCUCUGGGCUCCAAGGGUAGAAUGCCAGAAUUCAGUCUGGCUGGCAAGGUCGUCCUUGUCUCUGGUGCUGCUCGUGGUCUUGGUUUAACCCAGGCUGAAGCGCUCUUGGAGGCUGGAGCGAAAGUGUACGGAUUGGAUCGUCUGGAGGAGCCAUCCGCCGAGUUCUUCGAGAUUCAAAAGCGAGCCAAGGAGGAACUGGGCACGGAGUUGCACUACCGUCGCAUUGAUGUGCGUGACACGGAACUGUUGACCAGCACCGUUGAGCAAAUCGCCGAUGGCGAGGGCCGAAUGGAUGGCCUGAUUGCCGCAGCAGGAAUCCAACAGGAAACUCCGGCCCUGGAGUAUACGGCCAAGGACGCGAACACCAUGUUUGAGGUGAACGUGACGGGUGUGUUCAUGACUGCCCAGGCAGUGGCCAAGCAGAUGAUUCGCUUUGGUAAUGGUGGUAGCAUUGCACUAAUUGCGAGCAUGAGCGGUACUGUCGCGAAUCGGGGUCUCAUUUGCCCCGCGUACAAUGCCAGCAAGGCCGCUGUCAUCCAGCUUGGUCGCAAUCUGGCCAUGGAGUGGGGUCAAUAUGGCAUUCGCGUCAACACCAUCUCGCCGGGCUACAUUGUCACGAAAAUGGUCGAAGAUUUGUUUGUCCAGUUCCCGGAGCGCCGAGAAGAAUGGCCCAAGCACAACAUGCUGGGCCGUCUGUCUACCCCCAACGAAUACCGGGGUGCCGCAGUCUUUCUCUUGAGUGACGCCAGCAGUUUCAUGACAGGAAGCGAUCUGCGCAUCGACGGUGGCCACUGUGCGUGGUAA